This is a messenger RNA of Magallana angulata, 4998 nucleotides long. RefSeq names its product A disintegrin and metalloproteinase with thrombospondin motifs 20-like. The record is from RefSeq and is a predicted model, not a curated record. Gene Ontology annotation, cellular component: extracellular matrix. Gene Ontology annotation, molecular function: metalloendopeptidase activity. NCBI's taxonomy places the organism in Eukaryota, Metazoa, Mollusca, Bivalvia, Ostreida, Ostreidae. Bases 156 to 4874 code for a protein of 1572 amino acids. The transcript is spliced from 34 exons. Gene Ontology annotation, biological process: proteolysis; extracellular matrix organization.
CUUCGGUUCCUCAUGAAGAGAUAUAAAAACGCAUCACUUUUAAAUAGAAUCCCAUAAUUAACUUAAGUGUUGCCCCGACCAACAUUACAUUUCAUUCAAAUGUAGUUCAAACUUAAAGAAGAGAAAAAUCCUUCAGAGACUCAACAAUUUGCAUCAUGCUCAAUGUAAGGAUUGUUACAUCACUACUUUCUCUAUUGGUCGGCAUUGCAGCGGCAGGGGAGAAGUUUCAUUUUACCUUAAGCGAAGAUGAAUUGUCUCAUUACUUUGGAACCACAUUAUUGGAACAAGUUCCGGAUUACGAAUUUAUACCUGUGCAGUUUAUAAAAGAAGAAGUAACGCCGGAAUCUCGUAACAUCACGUUGAAAGCUUUCGGUCAAGAGUACCGACUGUACCUUACAGAGAACAAGAACCUCUUAUCUCCCGAUUGUAAAAUAAGCCAACUCUAUUCUAAUGGAAGCAAAGAAAGUGUUCCCUGUAGUAACACAAAUGACAGCUGCCAUUACAUUGGUCGUUCGGAAUCACAUCCGGGUUCUGUUGUUGCCCUAAGUACCUGUGAUGGAUUGCAUGGUGUUAUUAGUGCUAUAGAUCACGAUUUGUACAUCCAACCUUUGCUGAAAAUACACAAAAGAUCGAGCUCACAACAAGGGAAACAUCUUGCAAUUAAACGUUCUGCACAGAGAGGAACAAUUGUUUCGGAUGAACAGAAACGAAUGAUCAGACGGUCAGCAAGACGUUACUUGGAGACGAAAGUAGUCGUGGCCCCGGAUAGCCAUAAGUUCCACGGCAGUGACACCACGAGAUUUGUAACAACAGUCAUGAAUAUGGCAGCAAGAAUUUUUCUGGAUCCCUCCCUAGGCGACAGCAAGCUGUAUUUGGCUAUGGUGGAAAUAACAGUUCUAGCGGAGGAGAGGUCGGACUUGAAGAUCGUGGAAGACUCUGGCGACCUUCUGAAUGCAUUUUGCCAAUGGCAGAAGAAACAUGACCCCCAAGACCAAGCUGACCCUAGAUACCCGGAUGUAUCCAUACUUAUCACAAAGACAGACCUUGUGAAAAAUGGGGACAAGAUGAACGUGGGUCUCGGAACAAUGGGCGGGGUCUGCUACACGGACCGGAAGUGCACGGUGAACCAGGAUUCCGGACUCGACACGGCCUACACUAUCGUACAUGAACUUGGACACGCGUUGGGGAUGAAACACGAUGGCGAUAGUAACCAAUGUACUCCAAAUCAGUACAUCAUGUCCCCCUACGGCUCCACCAGCUCUGAUAACGCCCGGUGGUCCUCGUGCAGUGCUCAGUACCUCAGAGACUACCUAAGUGGGGUCCAGUGCCUCUCUGACAUCCCUAGUCGUUCCGGGUCCACCGUGAGGCUGUAUGACAACACUGGGGAGAAACCCGGCAUCAUUUACUCCGCGGACGCUCAGUGUACAUUGUUCUUUGGUGGAACGACCACGUCGUGCGUCAGAAAAACACAUCCUUGUCGUGCGGACUGCAUCAAUCCCAAUACACAUCAGUGUACUAUUGUGGCGGCGUCGUUUGCUGACGGAACAGAAUGCGGCGGGAGAAACUGGUGUAUUAAUGGCCAGUGUGUGUCUAUGGGACGGAGCGGACCACGAGCCGUAGACGGCAGCUGGUCGAGUUGGGAGUCAGAAUGGUCCGGAUGUUCUAGGAGUUGCGGGGGCGGGGUGACACUAAAGAAAAGAACCUGCACCAACCCGGAACCGAGAUUUGGUGGGCGAGAGUGUCCGGGAAAAUCAUAUCAAGCGAAGCUUUGCAAUCUUCAGCCCUGUGUGACUAGUCAACAUAAUUUCAAAGAGGAACAAUGUUCUGCCACAAACAAAAAUCCAGUUCAUGGAAAAAGAUACCAUUUUGUUCCAUUUACGGAAAGCGAAUCUGACUGUAAGCUGACGUGUCGGGCGUUGGAUGACAACCUUGUUUAUACACGGGCCGAGGCGUCAGAGGACGGGACGAUGUGCCGUGCCGCCGGGGCAGCGUUCGAAUCUAGAUGUGUCAAAGGAACAUGCGAGGGUUUUGGUUGUGAUGGCGUUUUGGGAUCAAACGCAAAGUUUGAUAACUGUGGAUUAUGCAAUGGAGCAGGCAACACGUGCACAGGCCACACUGGAAAAUACAAGGAAAACAACCCUGGAGGAUACCAUGCCGUACUCACACUUCCGGUUGGCAGUACGGGAAUUACAAUCCAAAACAAGAAUGGAUUUUGCUUUAUGGGUGUGAAAAUAAACGGACGAGGUAUAUUCGGACAGAACAAACAGAAGGCGUUGUCGGGAACGUACGGUGGAUCGAGGGUACUGAUAGAAUACCAGGCAACACCCGAGAAAAUCCAUAUUAUUGGACCAACAACAGCAAGCGUGAAGAUUGAAGUGUAUCAAAAAUACGACGCCACACAAUUCAUGGGAGUGUCACCAGAUAUAACAUACUCUUAUUACACACCACAUGGUGGCGCGUCCAGUCAUGACUUCAAAUGGGCUGUGGUCACCAGCCAAUGCAGUGCCACGUGUGGAACAGGAAAACAGUCAAGAACCGCCAAAUGCAUCAGGAUCAGCAACAACGCGCAAGUGGAGGAUUACAAGUGUGACCUGUUCCUGAAACCCUCAGAAAUCUCUGUGUACUGCAACAUCCAAGCCUGUCCCCCAGAGUGGCAUGCUUUUUCAUGGGAAACUUGCAGCAAGGAAUGUGGUGGCGGAACUCGCACACGGAAAGUGCAGUGUGUAACCAUACAGCGAGGGGAAUUCACCGCGGUAUCGGAAAGCCGGUGUAACGCCGCGAGGAAACCUGCUCUCAGCGGAGCCUGUAAUACGCAGGCUUGUGAGGUCACUGGUGCCUGCUUAGAUAAAUUGGACUGUCGUGCCUAUGGAAAUCAAGUGUGUUCCAACUAUCCUGAGUGGACCCAGUUGAACUGUCCAAAACAUUGUCAUUUAUGCCCCGAAGGCAAGCCCUGUGAGGACUUAGAAGACUGUCCGGCUUACGGAGACAACGUUUGCAAAGAGUAUAAAGACUGGGCCCAGGUCAACUGCAGAAAACACUGUGGCUUCUGCAGCAGUGCGGGUAACGUGAAUGUUGGGAGUUGCUCAGACAAAGUCAACUGCGACGAUUAUCAAGACGAUAUUUGUACAAACCCAACGUAUGCAAAAUGGUCCAAAGAAAACUGUCCAAACUAUUGCAAAUUGUGCACACAGAGCACCACCAGUAGCCCGCAUGGACAAUCCAACACCGGUAAUACUAACACACAGUCGUCCAAUGACCCCUGCCAAGACAAGGUCAAAUGCAAUGAAUAUGGCGAUGACGUAUGCACGACUCACGGACCAUGGUCCCACCAAAACUGUGCUCGGCAUUGCAAAUUUUGUCAACCAUGCAGUGACGUAUUACCCGAUUGUGCUGAUUACGGGAAGAGUGCUUGUACUGGAGACUAUGAGAAAUGGGCCAAAGAAAACUGUAAAUCGUACUGUAACUACUGCGACGCUGUAAAUGCAACCACAAGCACUAGCACUGCACAUCAAGGGACUUCACAUCAAGAAACCAAUAGCAACGGCAACCAUGUCCAAUCGUCUUCCUCUAACACCGCUAGCAGCGACCCCUGUCGGGAUGUAGAGAAAUGCAACGAAUAUGGGGAUGAUAUUUGUACUAAUUAUGAGCCUUGGGCAAGGAAGAACUGCGCGCGUCACUGCAAGUUCUGUGAACCAUGCAAAGAUGCUUUGUCUGACUGUGCCGCUUAUGGAAAAAAAUCCUGUUCAGGUGUUUACGAGUCGUGGGCCAGAAAGAAUUGCAAAUUGUUCUGUAACUACUGUGGAGGCGAUUCCGGCACAACUACACAUAGAACUACUCAGGUGGUCACUACUACACCUCGAGCAACUACUGUGAGUACAACUCACGCCGCCAGUACCGAUCCCUGUAAGGACGUUGAACGAUGCGAGGAGUACGGAAGUGACGUAUGCACUGCUUACGCUUCUUGGUCCAAGAUCAACUGUCGACGUCAUUGCAAAUUCUGCCAACCUUGUAAAGAUGCGAUCACAGACUGUGCAGACUACGGAAGGCAGGCGUGUACGGGGGGUUAUAUACCAUGGGCCAAAAAGAACUGCAAGCUUUAUUGUAACUUCUGUGAUACUGAUAGCACGACGACCACAACGUCUACCACCACAACCACCACGACAACGACGCCACCACCGACUACAGUGGUGGUCAGCAGCGAUCCGUGUCGCGACAAAAUCGACGACUGUGACGAAUACGGGGCUGACGUUUGCACAGCGUACGGUGCAUGGGCCAAAACCAACUGUCAACGUCACUGCAAAUUCUGCCAACCAUGUACCGAUAAACUGCCCGAUUGUGCAGGUUACGGAAGGAGCGCUUGUAGGGGGCAGUAUCUUCCCUGGGCACGAAAGAAUUGUCCGCGCUACUGCAAUUUGUGUGGCUCGAGGAAAAAGCGUGAUUUGUGGAGAGCCGGAAUGAAUACACCAGAGAAAAUAAAUACAGUAAUCAGAAACAGCGCCGACCCAAUGGGGAAUAACGAAGCAGACCGUUUAGAAAUGGAUUUGAUGCAUGCAGAUGACAGAAACGAAGAUAUUUUAAUUCCGGAUAAAAUUUCGGACAACAACGAUUUGAAAGCACCCGAAUUGGUGGUAGAAUCUCAGAAUCUGGUCCCGUCCAAAGUCCACCGCAUUCCUCAAAUCGUAAACUCAAUAGGGGAUGUUCCGAACGAAGGGGGAGGGUACAAUCUCCAGCCUGUAGAGGAAUAUUCGGAGGGGCGUGUCCCCGCUCAGACAAACGGAAGUGAAACAGGGCAGGUCCCACCAGGAGAGGAAGUCAGUGUGCUUGAUGAAGUUCAAAAACUUGAGAAGCUGGUGGACGAUAACAUAAAAAUGUGAUGUCGAAAGAAUCUCUAAAGGAAUUGGACUCUUGUUUAAAUAUUUAGAUGUUUUAUUUAUAAAAAAUGGUUUUCAAUCUGAGAGUUUUAUCAGAGCUGUUGUUAGUAAAAUAGUCAGCAAAUAC